Hydractinia symbiolongicarpus is the source of this 888-nucleotide messenger RNA. RefSeq names its product blue-sensitive opsin-like. Gene Ontology annotation, cellular component: membrane. Lineage: Eukaryota; Metazoa; Cnidaria; Hydrozoa; Anthoathecata; Hydractiniidae. Bases 1 to 888 code for a protein of 295 amino acids. The transcript has a single exon. The record is from RefSeq and is a predicted model, not a curated record.
AUGUCGACAGAUUUGUUUAUCAUCUGUAAAAUCAUAUUAUUAUUAUGUGGAUUAUGUUUUCAUGUGUUGGGAAUAUAUUGUUUGUUAAAACAUAAACAGAACAACAACAACCAGAAAGUUAUUUUGAUAAAUUUAAGUUGGAUUGAAAUAACAUUAAUUCUUACUACUGGAACGAGUGAAUUUUUUGAAUGGUAUGAUGAUCACGGCAAACGUGAACCAAUGAGUGAAAACAUACUGUACUUUGUCCUUUACUGGUUCAUGGCAGCAUACUGUAUGGCUAUGGUUUUAACAGCAGUCGAUCGUUUGAUUUGUGUAAUGUUACACAUCAAGUAUACUUACCAUGUCACUUCAAAACGUUUAGUUAUCGUUGCAACAUUAAUGUGUGUUUCUAGCGCAACUUUAGCUAUACCGUUUCUUCUUCCAAAUCAAAACGAAAAUCACUUGAAGAAAUAUUCUCAAGUGUUUCCUUCUAUAUUGAGCUAUCUAUACGUGCUGUUGGCUAUCUUUGUGUAUGUGAUGAUUAACUAUAAACGCAAAAAAAGAAGACGAAAUCUUGGCAUUCAAAGUGGAAGGGACAAGAAUUUUCUUUUGCAAAAACAAACAUUGAUUCCAUUCUGUAUUAUUUUAUCCUUUCUUUUACUUGUAGUGCUACCUCAGUGUGUAUACCUAUGGAUACUGGACCGACUCAGUGCUUCUGCUAAAGUGAAUAUCGAGUCAGUGAUUACAGUUAUUUGGUACACUAGUUUCAUUGCAGAUCCUGUUAUUUAUGUGUUUUUUAACAAGAAAAUGAGAAACAUUGCAAGAGAUCUUUUGUGUUGUAUUAGCAAACGGAAAACACGCACCGAAUGUGCAGUUGUUAAAGAUCUUGCGGUGGCUGAUGCAAGCUGA